AUGGUUGCUCAUACCUUGACGAUCGACGAUAGUAAAGUGUUAUUGCUCAAAGACUUUAACGCAGAAUUAAACUUAGAGGUGCUCUAUGCCUUGUUACAUGGCUUAUACACUGGAAUCGUCGCUGUCACUAUGUGGAAUAUCUAUACUAGUGGAAACAUACAUCCCAGCAAUGUCAUGGUAUGCAUAGUCAUGGUCAUUAUAUCCCUUUAUGUCUUGGCCACGAUCGAUUUCACCCUCAUCUGGUCCAUUGGACGCUCUGCAUUCACGGUCAACGGAAAGAGUCUCGGGACUGUAUUUCUGACAGUGAACGGUCCUGCCACAGCAACACUAGCGACGGGUAUAACAGCUAUUGUCUCUGUUAUCCUUGCCGACUUUACCAUGCCCGUCUUCAUCUCCGGCAUUCAAGGUCUCUCUGCUUCCAAGAUCGAGACUCUUCGCGACGACGUGUUAUUCGAGAAGAAAAAGAUCACCAUUGAGCGGCACGGAUUCUCACCCUUCCAGCGAUGGUACCGCAAGAUUGCAAGCGUGAAGAAUCGGCAAAGGACCAUUGCUUGGAAGCCUGGCAAACCUUUCGUGUCGGAGAACCUCUUUUUCCGGACCAUCGAUAUAGGUUGUCUGUUGCCUACGAGUCUCACGGAUUCUAGGGUCCAGAUGUACGCGACGAAGGGGCUGUGGGCUUAUAUGGAGCGGUAUGGGAAUACGGAACUCGAGGAUCCUAUGACGGAUUACUGGGUAGAGCUGAAUGCUGAUAAACGGACGAAGAAAGAACGCGAGAUGAAAUUCUGUCAAGUCGCCGCCACAGUACUCGGUCGUAACUCUUGCUUCUACCAAGUCAACCUCUGCACCCGUGCCCUCCUUCUCGACAAAGAGGUCGGCUAUGUCCGGCCAUUCACCAUCAUCUUAGAGACUAGGAAGGGCGGCAAGGCUCGUGCGCUCUUCAUUCGCUCCUCCCACUACCCCCACUACCCACCGUCCUCCAUCCUCAACACCCUGCCAAAAAAUGUGGAAGCGCCACUUGCAUCGACUCCAAGUGCAUCGGAAUGUGGUGUAUCGAGGACUGCCGGGGCCUCCAUUAUCCAAGCUUCAUGGCCCGAGAGCUCCAGCGCUACGAAGACGGAGUUGUGUGUAACCUUUGGGGACGCGAAGUGGUACAGAGGAGUCUGA
This is a messenger RNA of Desarmillaria tabescens, 1164 nucleotides long. RefSeq lists its product as uncharacterized. Bases 1 to 1164 code for a protein of 387 amino acids. The transcript is spliced from 7 exons. Lineage: Eukaryota; Fungi; Basidiomycota; Agaricomycetes; Agaricales; Physalacriaceae. The record is from RefSeq and is a predicted model, not a curated record.